UCACAGAGGAGACUGGGUGCCUCAUUUCUGAAGUGAGACUAAGAAGAGAAGAUGAACAAUUCCCUGGAUUAUCUAGCCUACCCUGUAAUCGUUUCUAAUCAUAGGCAGAGCACAAACUUCAGAAAGAAACUGGACUUCGGCCACUAUAUAUUUCACAAAAAUAGAAUCCAAAUAGUGAAACCAACUGUUGAUACCAAACCUCCAGCGGCGCACACCCAUCACAUUUUAAAACUGAGCAAAUUACAGGGUGAACAAAAAAGAAUUGACAAAAUAGAAUAUGAAAAUAAGCAACUGUGUCAGAAAAUCGCAAAUGCCCAUCGUGGCCCUGCUAAGGUGGAUUGCUGGAAUGAAUAUUUUUCAAAAAGUUUAAACAGAGAAACGAGGAACCGGGAAUUAGUGAGAAUUACCAUGGAAAACCAGGGUAUUCUGAAGAGGCUUGGUGACCGCAAACCCCACUACGACCGCAAGUUGUCUGAGCUAGACUGGCAGAAUUCAAGACGUUAUAUCAGAAAUACAACAAGAUAUCGUCUCUCCCGAGAUGAAUAGGUUACCCACCAUGGAAAAAAAGAAAGGAGAAAUUCCUAGGAUUUCUUAGCUGCUUAGAAUUUCAAGACAUUCCUAAGUAGCAGAAUGCUCAGUACACUUCUAAGUAGCUGUAUGCUCAGUCUUAGGACGCUGCAAUAAAACUUGGAACACAAA
Molecule: messenger RNA, 699 nt
Organism: Erinaceus europaeus (western European hedgehog)
Lineage: Eukaryota; Metazoa; Chordata; Mammalia; Eulipotyphla; Erinaceidae
Gene: CFAP97D1
Product: CFAP97 domain containing 1
Exons: 6
Coding region: 52-546 (164 amino acids)
Biological process (GO): sperm axoneme assembly
Source: RefSeq, a predicted model, not a curated record